Molecule: messenger RNA, 2220 nt
Organism: Carassius gibelio (silver crucian carp)
Lineage: Eukaryota; Metazoa; Chordata; Actinopteri; Cypriniformes; Cyprinidae
Product: Golgi reassembly-stacking protein 2
Exons: 10
Coding region: 312-1637 (441 amino acids)
Biological process (GO): Golgi organization
Cellular component (GO): Golgi apparatus
Molecular function (GO): protein binding
Source: RefSeq, a predicted model, not a curated record
AAAUAGAUCCGACUCGCAUGAAUGAUUCACGAAUUCGACAUACCGUGUCUUCUAAAGUGUCGCAUCCUAUCGUUCACAUGGAUUACACGUAUGAAUUACAAAUAAACUAUCCUUGUUUGAUUUAUAACAUGACCAGGGCCUUGCUGCAGUCUCACCUGUGCGCCACAUAAGCACGAGCCCUCCUUCUUGCACUGCCACGUCAUUCGCCGCCGUCGCGCGCAUCCCUGGGAGACUCGACGCUUCUGUCCGCGAAACCGGUUGGUGGGAGAAGAAACGGAUAAUAUUCUCACCGCGGACACGGAGCGGGUACCAUGGGGGGAUCACAGAGCGUGGAAAUUCCAGGUGGUGGUUCGGAGGGCUAUCACGUUCUCAGAGUGCAGGAGAAUUCCCCAGGUCAUAGAGCAGGUCUUGAACCAUUCUUUGACUUCAUUGUGUCCAUCAACAACAGUAGACUGAACAAGGAUAAUGACACGUUGAAAGACGUACUGAAGGCUAGUGUUGAAAAACCCGUGAAGAUGCUGGUGUACAGCAGCAAAACCCUGGAGCUGCGGGAAGCCACCGUUACUCCCAGCAACAUGUGGGGCGGUCAGGGUCUUCUGGGGGUCAGCAUCCGCUUUUGCAGCUUUGAGGGAGCCAAUGAAAACGUCUGGCAUGUUUUGGAUGUGGAGCCAAAUUCUCCAGCAGCAUUAGCAGGUUUAAGACCACACACGGAUUACAUCAUCGGAGCAGACACAGUCAUGAACGAGUCAGAGGACUUAUUCUCAUUGAUAGAAACCCACGAGGGCAAAGGCCUGAAACUCUACGUCUACAACACUGACACGGACAACUGCAGAGAAGUGGUCAUCACGCCCAACGGUGCCUGGGGUGGAGAGGGCAGUCUUGGCUGUGGUAUCGGCUACGGUUACCUGCACAGAAUCCCUACUCGACCUUUCGAAGAAGGGAAGAGAAUCAGCUUCCCUGGACACACCCCCAGUGAACCAGCCAGCCCACUGAAGGACGGCUUCACAGAGGUUCAGCUGUCUGCAGUAACUCCGCCCCCUGUGUCACAGCCUUUUCCCACUGGGCUUGAGGACAGUCUGUCCGGCCUGUCACUCAGCUCUGCCCCGUCCUCAAUACCCAGUGAGCUCCACACAGGUGUUCCUACAGUGCCCCUGCUGCCCACUCAGGUGACCCCGGGGCUGGGUCCCCUCCCCAUUGUCAACCCCUCCACCACCGUACCAGGUUUGAUGUCUUUACCGGGUGGCCUCCCUCCCCUGCCAAACUUGCCUAACCUCCCUAACCUUAAUCUACCAUUACCUCACCUGAGUGCUGUAUCUUUAGCUGGAAUCAGUGGGUUGCCUCCCACAACAGCAGGUUUGCCUCCUCUUCCUCCUCUGAACCUGCCUGGCAUCUCUCCUCUGCCCAUGCACACCAUUCUCCCUUCCACACUUCCCAGCAUGCCCGGGGUGACGCUGCCAUCUUCCCUGGCACCGUCUGACCACAUCUUGCCCGUCUCCUUAGCAUCCGUGCAUACUCCAGCGCUCAAACUAGAUGCCACGUCCAACCCUGCGGUCAAAGACAUGACCUCAGAGAUGCCUGUUGCCACCGAGACCCUCCUAAAGCAGACGAAUGCGCAGACAGCCCCAGAGUCCUCCUAAUGGUCCGAGCGGGGCCGGAGGGCGUCCCUCUGUACGUCUCUAUUGUAUUUAUUCCAGUGUGCAAACACACACACACACACACACAGAGAUAAACGUGGUUCUGAGAGACGCCAGCAUCAGAGUAAUGAGCGUGUGGAUGGACGUCUAAUAUUAAAAAAUACAUUUAAACAAGAGACCAUAUGUGCGGUUUGUGUGCUCUUCAGAAUCUGUUCCGACUCGUGCUUUUUCUUUCUGUAUAUCCUGUAAUCAACUUUAAAAUCUUAGUAUAGCAUUCCAUAUAUGACCAAUUGCUAUGUGAUUUUACAAUUUAAUGUCUGACUUUAUUUCCCUCUCAUUCUUUGCACCGUUUCGAAUGCUUUGAUUUCUUCAAACUCUUCUUCUCAUGGUCAGACUGGGCUCUGGGCCUCUGUUUCUCUCUCGCGUGUGCACACACACUCUCUGUAUGAUGGCUCUGCUGUCAUGAUGAACGGAAACACAGUUAUAAAUGUGCUGCAGGGCUGAAUGUGUGCUUGUGCAGUUUGAAGAUUGUCAAGGAAUCUCGUAUUCAAACAUACACAAGCAAUAAACUAACCAUUUUACACUA